Ctenocephalides felis (cat flea) is the source of this 845-nucleotide messenger RNA. RefSeq names its product probable U2 small nuclear ribonucleoprotein A'. Gene Ontology annotation, cellular component: U2 snRNP. Gene Ontology annotation, biological process: mRNA splicing, via spliceosome. The record is from RefSeq and is a predicted model, not a curated record. Bases 144 to 845 code for a protein of 233 amino acids. NCBI's taxonomy places the organism in Eukaryota, Metazoa, Arthropoda, Insecta, Siphonaptera, Pulicidae. The transcript has a single exon. Gene Ontology annotation, molecular function: U2 snRNA binding; protein binding.
UUGUGUUGGUAACGUGAAAAAUGAUAAAUAAGCGGCUUCUAGUAUUAUUUUAUAUCAAUGAAGAUUAGUUUCGUGUAUUUUGUUUCAAAACGUUGAUUGUUUAUAAUAAAAGCAGAUUAUCACAGUUAUACUAUACUUUCAAAAUGGUGAAGUUAACACCAGAAAUAAUUCAUCAGUCCUUGCAGUACAUAAAUCCUGCAAAAGAGCGUGAACUAGAUCUUAGAGGUUAUAAAAUUCCACAAAUUGAAAAUAUGGGAGCAACGUUAGAUCAAUUUGAUACUAUUGAUUUGUCUGACAAUGAUAUAAGAAAACUUGAUGGAUUUCCCUUGUUAAAACGUAUGAAAUGUUUAUUACUGAAUAAUAAUCGAAUUAUGCGCAUUGCCGAUAAUUUGCAUGAAAAUUUGCCAAAUUUGGAAAGUAUUAUUCUCACUGCAAAUAAUAUUCAAGAAUUGUCUGAUUUAGAUCCGUUAGUUCAUUUAACUCAUUUAACAACAUUGAGUCUUAUGAACAAUCCAGUAGCAUCAAAGCAACACUAUAGAUUAUAUGUAGCUUAUAAAUUACCAAACCUACGCUUGUUGGAUUUCCGUAAAAUCAAACAAAAGGAACGUGAAGAAGCCAUAGCAUUAUUUAAAUCAAAGAAAGGAAAAGACAUCCAGAAAGAAAUUGCCAAGAAACCUAAAACAUUUGUUCCUGGUGAUAAAUUGAAUGAACAGGAGAAAAAUGGACAGUUAUCACAGCAAGAAAUUCGAAAUAUUAGAGAAGCUAUUCGUAAUGCCAAAACACUAGAAGAAGUUGAAAAAUUAACAAAAAUGCUUCAGUCUGGACAAGUUAAAUCUUUAGUGUAG